Trichomonas vaginalis G3 is the source of this 906-nucleotide messenger RNA. Its product is annotated as protein of unknown function, DUF4106 family. Lineage: Eukaryota; Parabasalia; Trichomonadida; Trichomonadidae. The record is from RefSeq and is a predicted model, not a curated record. The coding region runs from base 1 to 906 and encodes 301 amino acids. The transcript has a single exon.
AUGGAAGUCAAUGGUGAACCAGAUAUAGCUGGUAUUUUAAGCGCGGCUUUAAUGCCAUUGAAAGAUAUGAAAGAUGCAGAUAUUUUGGACCAGUAUGAAAUGAACAUGGCUGAUGGAAAUAUAACACCUGACGUUCUAGAACAUUUAUCUCAAAGAACUACACAGAACCAUAGAGAUGGUAUAUUUGGUGAAGAGUUUAGAAAGAAAGUUAUGGACAGAGAAGGAAGAGAACCUAUUGUACAUGACCUUGCAAACGAAAGUUUACAAAAUGUCAUAAAAACUUACUUUGCAGACAAUGAACCGAGAAGGGAUGAAUAUUUAAGAAAACUCAAAUGGACAGUACCAAAUGAAAUGUUAGUAUUGAAAAACAUGUUCCUUGACAAAAUAAAACCAACUACAGAAAUAAACGACGCAAGACUGAAACAUUGGGUAAAAGCUUUUCCAUUCACAAAAGAUAUAGUUGGUAACAUGGAAAGAAAACCAGAAUGGCUACAAAAACAUAUAUUUGGAAACGAGCAUAUUCCAUAUGGACAGGCACUGUUUGAAGAGCUUGAACCGGAAACUCAGGAAAGAGUCAUGCAAACAAUACGCGAAGACUCAAAUACAGACUAUGACAAACUCUUUCUAGGAUAUAGGUUACCUGAGAUGGGCGACCAGAGCCCAAAGGCAAAAAGGGCAUGGAAAAUUUGCAACAUACUAGAUGAACAUGAGGCAAAGAUGCAACAACUUGAAGCAGAGGGCAAGUUACCAAAGCGACACCAAAGAAGAAGAGUAGAACAAAGUGAAAGUAGUGAAGAAGUAACUUCAUCUAGUGAAAGUAGUGGCAAUGAAGGAAAAAGAAGAGUUAAAAACUCAGUCAGGAAGAAAGUAAAGCUUGGUCCACGUGGGUUCUAUUAUGACACAUAA